AUGGCCGGUGGGCCGGGGCCGGGGGACCCCGCGGCCCCUGGCGCCCAGCACUUCUUGUACGAGGUGCCGCCCUGGGUCAUGUGCCGCUUCUACAAAGUGAUGGACGCCCUGGAGCCCGCCGACUGGUGCCAGUUCGCCGCCCUUAUCGUGCGCGACCAGACGGAGCUGCGGCUGUGCGAGCGCUCCGGACAGCGCACGGCCAGCGUCCUGUGGCCCUGGAUCAACCGCAACGCCCGCGUGGCCGACCUCGUGAGCAUCCUCACGCACCUGCAGUUGCUCCGCGCUCGGGACAUCAUCACGGCCUGGCACCCUCCUGCCCCUCGCCUGCCCCCCAGCACCCCGAGGCCCAGCAGCCCCCAUACGCCCUGUGAGGCCGAGGUCCCCCGCCCCCGGACGUUGCCGACGUCAGCCUCCACAGUCCCCUCCCCAGCUUUUCCAGGCUCCCAGACCCAUUCUGGGGCUGAGCUCGGUCCUGUCCCAAGCCCUGCCUCCCGCCAGCAACCACCACCACCAUACCCAGCCCCUUCCUCCACCAAGCCUAACCUGGAGAGCCCAGUGUCCCCCCUGCAGGGAGCCCAGGCCUCUCCGUUUUGCUGGCCCCUCAAUGAGAUCUCCCAGGGCACCCACAACUUCUCAGAGGAGCUGAAGAUCGGAGAGGGCGGCUUCGGGUGUGUGUACCGGGCGGUGAUGAGGAACACGCUGUACGCGGUGAAGAGGCUAAAGGAGGGGGCAGACCUGGAGUGGAUCACAGUGAAGCAGAGCUUCCUGACGGAAGUAGAGCAGCUAUCCCGGUUCCGUCACCCCAACAUCGUGGACUUUGCUGGUUACUGUGCUCAGAGCGGCUUCUACUGCCUCGUCUAUGGCUUCUUGCCCAAUGGCUCCCUGGAAGACCGCCUCCACUUUCAGACCCAUGCCUGCCCCCCACUCUCCUGGCCUCAGCGACUGGACAUCCUUCUGGGCACAGCUCGCGCCAUUCAGUUCUUACAUCAGGACAGCCCCAGUCUCAUCCACGGGGACAUCAAGAGUUCCAACGUCCUCCUGGAUGAGAGACUGAUGCCCAAACUGGGAGACUUCGGCCUGGCCCGCCUCAGCCGUUUUGCGGGGGCCAGUCCCGGCCAGAGCAGCACAGUGGCCCGGACGCAGACCGUGCGUGGCACCCUGGCUUACCUGCCGGAGGACUAUGUCAAGACGGGGAGGCUGGCCGUGGACACAGAUACCUUCAGCUUUGGCGUGGUAGUGCUGGAGACCCUGGCUGGCCAGAGGGCCAUGAGGACGCAUGGUGCCCAGACCAAGUACCUGAAGGACCUCGUUGAAGAAGAGGCUGAGGAGGCCGGGGUGACUAUGAAAAGCACCCGGACCACACUGCAAGCGGGUCUGGCCACAGAUGCCUGGGCUGCCCCCAUUGCCGCCCAGAUCUGUAAGAAGCACCUGGACCCCAGGCCUGGCCCAUGCCCGCCCGAGCUGGGGCUGGCCCUGGGCCAGCUGGCUUGCUGCUGCCUGCACCGCCGGGCCAAGAGGAGACCCCCCAUGACCCAGGUGUAUGAGAGUCUAGAGAAGCUGCAGGCGGCCGUGGCAGGACCCGUCCCGGAGCCCGAUUCUGCUGGCCUCGGCCCCUCUUCCCCACAGGAGAACUCCUACAUUUCCCAGCCCAGCAGUGCCCCGUGUGGUGCCAGCCCCCCGGAGCCCCAGGCGCUCCCCUCGGGAGCACCAGCCCAGGCCCCAGAGUGGCUCCAGAAGGGCCCCAACCAGCCCGUGGAGAGUGACGAGAGUGUGUCUGGCCUGUCUGCCGCCUUGCAUUCCUGGCGCCUGAGCCCGAGCUGCCCCCCAGACCCGGCCUGGCCAGGCAGCACGGGGCAAGGGGCCACAGCAUGGGCCCCAGCACCCCUGGGGAAGGCCGGCUGGACUCAAGGGGGCACCACCCAGGAGUCGAGCUGGGGGAGUGGCCCGGGGCCGCAGCUGACAGCUAUGGAAGGAUCGAUGCUGAGCAGCUCGGUGGUCUCUCAGCCACCACAGAUCAUCAUCAACCCGGCCCGACAGAAGAUGGUGCGGAAGCUGGCCUUGUACGAGGAUGGGGUCCUGGACAGCCUGCAGCUGCUGUCAUCCGGCUCCCUCCCAGGCUCAGGUGUGGGACCCCAAGACAGGCUGGGGCCCGAGGAGAGUGAUGAGUUUCAGAGUUGAUCUGUUCACCCAGCGGAUAACCCAAACCUGGAAGUCGAAGUUCUCAUAGUCGGAAGUUCUCAUGCUCUCGAGUCCACAGCAGCCCGCGGGUGGGGCUCGGUGGGGCUUCCUCGGGCGGAGAGCUGCUCCAGGGCGGGGUGCCCGGGCCAGCUCUGAGCCACCCCUGCCCGCUGCUAGAGGACUGCCUUCAGGUGUUCGGGGGCCAGGAGGGGUGCAGGGGGGCACAAGAGGAAUGCCUGUGCCCGGGCUGCUGGCUUCUCAGGCCCAGGAGGAGCAGGGAGGGGGGGCGCCGGUUCGGUAGUGUGGAGCAGGGAGCUGGCUCCCCUAGGAUCUGGCUGGGGCAGCCCUUUGCCCUUCUCUCUGGACUUGGCUGAAGCCCCAGGGAAAAGGGGCCCCUCCGUAGAACAGAGCCUGUGGGUCUCGGGGCCCUCCCCACCGUUCGUAACUUGGAAAAGUAAGGCGUGCCCGUUCUGGGGUUCCCCUCUCAUCGGGCCCGUGUCUUCGAGCUGCCCCGGGGACCCUGGGGCGAAGCCUAAUGUGAUGGCCUGCUGGCCAGGCCCCCGCCUUCCCCCCCCCCCAGGGGACACCCAAGCCAGCCCAGGCUCCAGAGCCCGCUGGCUGGGUCUCACUCAGGGCUAGGCCCCAACCUCGAGUUCCCCCAACAGCGGGAGGCCCCAGGAAGGUGGGGAGUUGGAAGCGAGGCAGACAGGGAGGAAGAAGAUGGGACUCCCGUUCCAAAGAGCGAGUCCGGUCUCAUGGCAUUGGUCAUCUCGAAUGCAGCCCGAGCUUGCGGCUGCGGUCACCAGUCACACUACAUGCCCUGCGGAGCCAGGCGCCGCCCAAGUGCAAGCUGGCCGGGAGGAAUAAAAGCUCACAUGUCAAUCUCUGGCUGUCCUCGCGGAGUUUGUCACCCUGAGAGGCUCGAGUCUUUCCGAUGCUUUUCACCUCGGGGUUCCUAGCUCGCCCAGCCCAGUGUCAGACCCGCCGCCCUGCCCCGCCCUCAACAAGUCCUCCGGGGCCCUUGUUCCCCCUGCCGGCGGCUUUUUGUGGGGUUUGGUGCUAUUGUAGAUGGUACCUUAAUUUCAUUUUCUUUCCUUUGGGUUGGGGGGGGCAGAAGGAGAGGAAGAGAAAAUCCCAAGCAGGGUCCAUGCCCGGCACGUGGGCCCAUCUCGAGGCUCCGUCUGCCAACCUUGAGAUCACGAGCUGAGCCCAAACCAGGAGUCCAGCAGGCGAGCCACUGAAGCCCUUCAUUUCGUCUUCUCCCUAACCACGGGACGGAGAGGGAGCCUGAUGUAAGGCUCGAUCCCCGCAACUGAGUUGUGUUCCGCAUUACUUAGGUUUGCUUAAAUUCAGUUAGUAGCUCCGGCAGGUGUUUGUUUCAUCGUUUGGUACCAAAAUCAAGGAAUGGACCAAACUCUAGGCAUUUCGGGGGUAAACAUCUUGGAAUAGUCUCCGUAUGCAGUCAUUUCUUCCAGAAAUAAAGGUACUUCUCGCCUCUUCUCCAA
Molecule: messenger RNA, 3683 nt
Organism: Lutra lutra (Eurasian river otter)
Lineage: Eukaryota; Metazoa; Chordata; Mammalia; Carnivora; Mustelidae
Gene: IRAK1
Product: interleukin 1 receptor associated kinase 1
Exons: 14
Coding region: 1-2178 (725 amino acids)
Biological process (GO): intracellular signal transduction; protein phosphorylation; interleukin-1-mediated signaling pathway
Cellular component (GO): nucleus; cytoplasm; plasma membrane
Molecular function (GO): protein binding; protein kinase activity; ATP binding
Source: RefSeq, a predicted model, not a curated record